Molecule: messenger RNA, 2009 nt
Organism: Uranotaenia lowii
Lineage: Eukaryota; Metazoa; Arthropoda; Insecta; Diptera; Culicidae
Product: nucleoporin Ndc1-like
Exons: 3
Coding region: 144-1892 (582 amino acids)
Biological process (GO): nuclear pore organization
Cellular component (GO): nuclear pore transmembrane ring
Molecular function (GO): protein-macromolecule adaptor activity
Source: RefSeq, a predicted model, not a curated record
AAACGUUUGCGCGCAGACAGAACACCGAACGCCGGCAUGUGUGGAUUGAAUUUCGGAAAAUUGAAGGGGUUUUCUCAAUAAUUUUUGUAUUCUAGUUGAUGAAAAUUGUUACCGUUAACUUCUGAUUGCGGAUUGUCUGGAAUAUGGCAGCAGCAAUGGAGCCCGUCUCCUCCCGGGAUCUCGAAUGUCGCAAAAUUUGUGUAGAGCGGUUUAUCUAUGCCAUCCUGUACAGCGUCGCUGCCCAGUAUCUGCUGUUAACGGUGUUCCUGCUGCUAGUCAACUUUAGUUUACUUCAUCCGGUCGUUUGGAUUUUGGGCUCCUUCCGGUUGCUCCUCUCGCUCUCGACCUGGCUCUGGAUAAUGCCACUCGUUAGUGCCGUCAUUGUGCAUGGCAUUUUUCUAGCUAAGGCAUAUCUUUCGGCCAGCAGCUACUGUCCGACGAGAUUCCAGCUACUGUAUCGCACCCUUAUUCAAAAGUCGGUCUUGCUGCUGAUUAACUGUGUGAUUGGCUUCCUGACCGGAUGGUUAUACACAAGGUUCCUACGGGACGAUUAUCGGUUGCUUUUCCUGAACACUGACAAAGGAUUAUCGGUACUGAAUGAAAAAUUCCUGUUCCUUUUGUUGGGCGGGACAUUCGCAGGAGUUUACUUUUUCGUGAAAAAUAACCGCACAGUGGACGAUAAAGCAUCCUUUGUUAGCUUUCCGGUCAUUCAACAACCACGUUACCAGCAGAUAAGAGCCAACCUAUACAGCAUCGUGUACCACUCGAUGUUCAAAUCCUUCGUUCCAACGUUGAUUUACGUGAGUUUCUUCUACACCUUCUGUUGCCUCUAUUUCCGGUACAAGCUUGCUGCACUCUUCCAAGGAACUGUGCUAGCCGAGGAAUCUUUCCUGGGAGCGUUUUACACAACCGUGUCUGAUGUCCGAUUGGUCGUAUACUGCUGGAUCUUGUCCUCGCAAGUUCUGAGCAAUAUGAAUCUCAUGCAGGUCUUGUUCCACAUUUUUCUGACCGAAUAUCGGACGUUCCCAGUUGAAAAAUCUACUAUAAGCAAUGAUGCUGAGGUCUCGCUGGUGGAAGCCUUGGCUUGCGAUAAAAUUCCCAUCGUACAGCAGCUGGCAGCUUUGGAUCUUUUCACUAUUGCCGACAGUUGCGACGUAUCUCGACGAAUUCGACUCUACGCAUUAUCCAUUCCCGGAGGUCACCCGUACAAUUGGCGAAUCGUUUCUGGCGAAUGUAUUCGAUUGAUCCGUGAGUUCACCAAUGAACUAUCUAAAUCAAUGGAAGGUGCCACUCCCAAGGUGCAUCCUGAAGUGUCAAAACUCCGUCCCACCGCUUCGAUGGAUGCCGAAAAAAUACUCAUGAAACAAUACAACGAAAGCUUCGGAAUUCGAAGUUUAUCUACAACUGUACCGCCUAACAACGCCAUUCCUCCAAGUCAACCGGAUGUUAUCUGUAAAACCAUAGAUCGAAAGUUGGAUUCAUUGCGCCAAACACUUCGCAAUAUACCUGGAAUUUUCUAUCUAUUCGGAGAACCUAAAGCUGCCAAAACUUGCUACCUUCUGUCGAGUCAAUCGCAGCAAAUGAUCUGGAUAUCUCAAGCGCUAGGAUCUCUGGCAGCUCAUUCGAUUCGCGAAGACCAAUUCGGGGUGGUUCAGAACGAUCUGCCACUGAUCAUACGAACGUUGUUGCAGCUGAAACAGGUCGUCGACAAGGUCGGUUCCAUCCAGCUGGAUAUGAAGAAAGUGGAUCGACGCUACGUGGCCCUGAAGGCAGCGACCAAGAGAAGCCUUUACCGGAUUGCUCAUGCCUUUGCCGACUACCUGAAUGAUAUUGUGCUGGAUCCGAACGACGUUAAAGCUCUGCAAGGGUUUGUGAGCUACAGGGAAAUCUGAGAAUGGCCGACUAGUGUAAGGUAUGCUUGAUUUUUUUUUCUAUUUUUCUUUCUUUCCUUUAUGUUUUUAGUUAACUUCUUAUGACUUAGCGAAUAAAAUUAAAAUUUGAAUAUAAAA